Molecule: messenger RNA, 1340 nt
Organism: Eurytemora carolleeae
Lineage: Eukaryota; Metazoa; Arthropoda; Copepoda; Calanoida; Temoridae
Exons: 17
Coding region: 16-1161 (381 amino acids)
Source: RefSeq, a predicted model, not a curated record
GUUGUGAAUCAGGCAAUGCCAUCUUUGAACGGAGACGCUGAACCUGAUACUAACUUCAUUCUUCGGCACGAUAGCUGGCAGGAUCCUGAAUAUAUACUCCAGGACACAGUUAGUUUGUUUGGAGUGUCGAGGGAUGGGGAGGAAAUAAGUUUUGUUCAGGUGAAGGAAGGUGUUGACGUCUACUCCUCUCGUCAUGGACCGUUCCUGUACAUAUCUCAGUACAAUCUUGCAACACAUAUCAUUACUAUUAGUACAGAUGCAUUCUUGAAGUUCACCGAAUCCUUGGGAUCGCCUAAAGUCAAACUUAUAUUCGUCGCAAAUACAGGCCGAUGUGGAUCCACGCUGUUAGCUCAAAUGUUUGAAAACUUGUCAGGUUUGAAGGUGUUAUCUGAGCCCCACAGUAUUCUCACCCUUCUUCUACUGUAUAACAGAGGAAUAAUAACAGAGGAAAGAUACAGGCUUCUUACUUACUCAAUACUCAAGACUCUAGUUACCUUUAAGGAUGAAUCAAUCCAUACAAUAGUGAUCAAGCCGGUGUUCAAGUGUACUCCACAAAUCAAGAUGUUCAGUCAAAUGUUUCCUGGCAGCAAGAUCAUUUUCCUGUACAGAAAUAUUAAGGAUAACGUCGACUCAUUCAUGCGCGUCAUGAUCAGCUUCAGCAGAUACGCUUUCUUAUUUGCAGGUAAGGAUGAGAUGCUAGGGUACUGGAUCAACGACCUCCCCCUCCCCUCCCCCGCGAACCAGUACAGAUGGGCCAAGGAUCCUGCCUUGUUGAAUGGAUUGACCCUGGCAUCUGCUAUUGGAUUCAACUGGUGUUGUACAGUUGCCUGUAUCAAAACAUUUAUUCAGGAGGGGUUGGACGUGUUGCACAUGGAUUACAAGGAGCUGGUCUCCAAGCAUGAAGAGAGCUGGAAAGUUCUAGCAACCUUCUCCCAGCUUCCACAGACUACAGAGGGGAAACCUCUAGAAGCAUACAACAAGGAUUCUCAAGCAGGAGCAUUUCUAAGCAGGGGCGUUCUUUCUACAGCGAGAAUUAAGAAGAAGGAGCAAGCUAUAAUAGACCUGGAGAUACAGAAACUUUUGACUGCCUUUAACCUUCUCAGGCCGGUCCAGGAGGAACUAGAGAGUAUACGAGGAGUUCUGGACAAGGAAAAUGAUUGACAAUUAAAUUCAGCUCGAGAGUCCGGAUAGUUCGUACAAAAUUGACUUCCGGUUUCUUCUCGAGAUCAUACAAACUUCCGGUUAAAUCUGGAACACAAAAUGUGAGUUCCUUCUAACAUCUAGCGAAAAAUGGACUUCCUGCUACAUCUAGCAAAAAAGGACUUCCAGUUUCACUUUAA